AUGUCCCGCGCCAACACCCACUCGCCGAUUCUGGCGACAGAGGGUAGUACGGCAUUCCAAGCACAUACGCUUGCCUUGUUAUCCCUCAUCUCUCAACACCCUUCACCGGCUUUCCCAUUCCCAGCCAACGGGCAGGAUCCCGCGGGUCAUCUCACCUUGUCCACAUUCCCCGGAAAGAAAACACCCGCAGAAGAAGCUAUCGAAAGAGCUAUCAUAGCACUUGGAGAAAGAGUUUGGUCAGCCGAAAAGACUCAAGGUGUCUUGCACUCAAACACUAAAGUCCCACCAGGUCAACAUCAAGCUUCCGAUCUGCUGACGCCAGAAUGGACUCCACCAAUUCAUGAGGUCUUAGCAGCAGCCCAGUCAUCGCCACCACCAAUCUGUCCAACUUGUGCUCGACCUGUAUCUGAAAACGCUACCCCUACUAUCUAUGCCCAAUCUUCGCCGGUCUAUGCUUCUCAUCCAUUAUCUGUCUCGCUUUCUACUCCUGAUGCUCAAAUGCGACAAUUGCCUUCUUCUCAAUUCGGUUACAACCCUCAUUCUAUCUUGACUACUGCUUCUGGACAAUCUGUGUUGACCGGUGGACCAGGUUCUGCAUCUUGGUCCGUUGGAGACUCUGGUAUGUCGGCUGAAAAGGAAUUGGAAUUACUAAAGGCUCAAGUUCAAGAUAUCGCCAGAGUUUGUAAAGCUGUCGCUACAGGUGAUUUGACUCAAAAGAUUAUUGUCCCGGUUGAAGGUCAAGCUAUGACUGAAUUGAAGAAUAUUAUAAACGCUAUGGUUGAUCGACUACAAACUUUCGCUGUCGAAGUGGAAAGAGUGUCACUGGAAGUCGGUACUCAAGGUAAACUAGGUGGUCAAGCUGUCGUAGAAGGUGUUGAAGGUACAUGGAGGGAAUUGACAGCUGUUGUUAACAAACUCGCCGCCAAUCUGACUAACCAAGUAAGAAGUAUUGCAAAGGUUACCAAAGCUGUGGCUCGAGGCGAUCUAAGUGAAACCAUCGAUGUCGAGGCUUCAGGUGAAAUUGCUGAAUUGAAAACUACGGUCAAUGGAAUGGUGAUGUCUCUUCGUACACUGGCAGAUGAAGUUUCUAGGGUAUCUCUGGAAGUAGGUUCUCAAGGUAAAUUAGGUGGUCAAGCAAAUGUUCCCGAUGUCGAAGGUGUAUGGAAAGAUCUCACGGUUAAUGUCAAUCGAAUGUGUGAAAGUUUAACAACUCAGGUCAGAUCCAUCGGUAGUGUGACGACGGCGGUAGCCAGAGGUGACCUUAGUAAGAUGAUUGAAAUUGAGGCUGAAGGAGAAAUGGCGGUUCUGAAGAAUACGGUCAAUUCGAUGAUAAGGCAGCUUACUAUCUUCGCCAACGAAGUAACGCGUGUGGCGCUGGAAGUAGGAACGCAUGGUACUCUAGGUGGGCAAGCUGUCGUACCGGGCGUAGAAGGUGUAUGGGACGAUCUAACAACCAAUGUGAACAAAAUGGCUAGAAAUUUGACAGAUCAAGUGCGAGAAAUCGCAGAAGUCACGAAAUCGGUAGCUAGAGGUGAUUUGACUAAAACCGUGAAUGCCGAUGUACAAGGAGAAAUUCUGGAACUGAAAAUUACUGUUAAUGAUAUGGUUGCUCAACUUACCGUUUUCGCUGCCGAAGUAACUCGUGUUUCUCUUGAAGUCGGUACAGAAGGUAAACUUGGUGGACAAGCCGAUGUUCCUAAUGUCGAAGGUACCUGGAAAGUUCUUACAGACAAUGUCAACUUGAUGGCUCUAAAUCUUACAACGCAGGUACGGUCUGUUGCUGAAGUUACAACUGCCGUCGCCGCGGGUGAUUUGAGUAAAAAGAUCGCUGUCGAUGCCUUUGGAGAGAUUUUGGAAUUGAAGAAUACCGUCAAUAAUAUGGUUGAAUCACUUCGAAGUUUCUCGUCCGAAGUGACGCGUGUAGCCAGAGAAGUAGGAACGGACGGUAGAUUGGGUGGACAAGCUAGAGUACCUGGAGUUGCAGGUACCUGGAAAGAUCUAACGGAUUGUGUCAAUAUCAUGGCGGCCAAUCUGACAGAACAAGUACGAACCAUUGCACAUGCUACCACUGCUGUUGCGAGAGGAGAUUUGACACAAAAGGUCGUAGGAGUCAAAGUGUCCGGAGAGAUUCUUGAUUUAGUCAACACGAUCAAUAACAUGAUUGACCAAUUGGCGAUUUUCGCUGCUGAAGUCACUCGAGUCGCGAGAGAAGUAGGAACCGAAGGUAAAUUGGGUGUACAAGCUGAAGUAGAGAAUAUAGAAGGAACAUGGCAAGAGAUUACGUCGAACGUUAAUACUAUGGCUAGCAACUUGACGUCACAAGUACGAGCUUUCGCUCAAAUUUCCGCCGCGGCCACAGAUGGUGAUUUCACGAGAUUCAUUACGGUCGAAGCUUCCGGUGAAAUGGAUAGUUUGAAGACUAAGAUCAAUCAAAUGGUGUACAAUUUGAGAGAAUCGAUAGAGAAGAAUACGAAAGCUAGACAAGAGGCAGAAAUGGCAAAUAGAUCCAAAUCUGAAUUCUUGGCCAACAUGUCGCACGAAAUCAGAACUCCAAUGAAUGGUAUCAUCGGUAUGACAGUAUUGACCCUAGAAAGUGAAUUGACUCGACAACAAAGAGAAAACUUGAUGAUCGUCUCUAGUUUGGCGGGAUCCCUGUUGACUAUCAUUGAUGAUAUCUUGGAUAUCUCCAAGAUCGAGGCCGGUCGGAUGACUAUGGAACAAAUCCCCUUCUCACUUCGACUUGCUGUAUUCAGUGUACUCAAGACACUUUGUGUCAAAGCAUCUCAGAACAAACUCGACUUGAUUUUUGACAUCGAUCCUACAAUUCCCGAUCAGCUCAUUGGUGAUCCUCUUCGACUACGACAAGUCAUCACCAACCUGAUUGGUAAUGCUGUCAAAUUCACUACUAAAGGUCAAGUGGCAUUAUCAUGUCGAGUGAAAGGAUAUGUAUCCAACGCAGUUGGAUUAGAAUUCUGUGUCGCCGAUACAGGUAUCGGAAUCAAACAAGAUAAACUCGAUGUCAUCUUCGAUACUUUCGCUCAAGCUGAUGGAUCCACAACGAGGAAAUACGGUGGAACUGGGUUAGGUUUGACCAUCUCUAAGAGAUUAGUGAAUUUGAUGUCUGGUGAUUUAUGGGUAGAAUCUGAAUACGGAGCUGGGUCAAGGUUCUACUUCACGACUGUAGCUGAAAUGACCUCAACACCCAGAGAACAAUUGAUAGAAAGAUUAGGUCCAUGGGCAGGAAGGAAUAUCUUGUUUAUCGAUACUCUCGGUGACGAAACUGGUAUCGCUAGAAUGUUGGCUGAAUUAGGGUUGAAACCUAUCGUCAUUCAUGCUGUUUCUGAGGUCUAUAGUCUCCCUCAACAAGGUUUGACCAUGUUUGAUACCAUGAUUGUUGACUCACUCAAGGCUGCUGGGGAAUUACGAGGUAUCGAAUAUUUGAGAUACAUCCCAAUCGUAUUGCUUGCUCCCUCAAACCGACCUCCAGGACCCGAGAAUCCAUCAUUCAUCGAUUUACCCGAACCGCGACGACGUCUUCUUGCACUCCCUUCAGCUGGAGAUCAAUCACUCUCGCCUAUCCCGGUUAAAGAUUGUCUCGAAAUGGGAAUCAACACAUACUAUACAACCCCACUAAACUUGCAAGAACUUUCAAAUGCAAUUGUACCAGCGUUAGAAUCACAUCAAAUGCAACCCGGUGAUAGUGUCAAAGAUGCUGUUUUAAGUAUUCUUUUAGCGGAGGAUAAUUUAGUCAAUCAGAAACUCGCUGUCAAAUUAUUAGAAGUGGCUGGACACAAGAUGGAAGUCGCUGAUAACGGUGAGAUCGCCAUUGAAAAGUACAAGAGAAAACAAUUGGCUCGAACACCCUUCGAUGUCAUUCUUAUGGACGUAUCGAUGCCUGUCAUGGGUGGUAUGGAGGCUACCGGAUUGAUAAGAGAAUAUGAAGCCAAUGAAGGUGUACCUAGAACACCUAUCAUAGCUUUAACCGCUCAUGCUAUGAUAGGUGAUAAAGAACGAUGUUUAGAAGCUGGUAUGGAUCACUACGUUCCUAAACCAUUGCGAAGAGGCGAUUUGAUAGCUGCUAUUGCUCGCGUUCUGACUACCAACCCUGCACCUAUGUCGACUCAAGGUGGUGUACCGUCACAGGAAUCAAACCAAACGUUUGAUGUAGGAUUGGGUACCGGCAGUGCUCCAUAUUCAUAG
Molecule: messenger RNA, 4200 nt
Organism: Kwoniella shivajii
Lineage: Eukaryota; Fungi; Basidiomycota; Tremellomycetes; Tremellales; Cryptococcaceae
Exons: 14
Coding region: 1-4200 (1399 amino acids)
Biological process (GO): phosphorylation; phosphorelay signal transduction system; cellular hyperosmotic response
Cellular component (GO): membrane
Molecular function (GO): phosphorelay sensor kinase activity
Source: RefSeq, a predicted model, not a curated record